Eleginops maclovinus (Patagonian blennie) is the source of this 1844-nucleotide messenger RNA. RefSeq names its product otospiralin (gene otos). The transcript is spliced from 4 exons. Lineage: Eukaryota; Metazoa; Chordata; Actinopteri; Perciformes; Eleginopidae. The record is from RefSeq and is a predicted model, not a curated record. Gene Ontology annotation, biological process: sensory perception of sound. Bases 1228 to 1548 code for a protein of 106 amino acids.
AAAAAAGGGAGAAAAGCAAUGGUAAAAUAAGGUUAAAAAUGGUCUACCAUGAGGCAUACAAAUAUUUUAGUUUCCGGUUAGCAGGACAAGCUGCAAGGAAACAGCCACCGACCAUGAAAGCAGAGCCAAAGGGAAAGAACAACAGCUAGCAGGUGCAUUUUAUACCCUGCUCUAAUUAGGGGAGUGGUUGGGGGAGGAGUCAGGCCUUGAGCUGCAUUCAUAAGAACGACGCUACAUAGACAAACAUGCAAUUAUAAAUUCACACCAUUAUUAUUAAGAGGGCAUAUGUGGUCCUACAGGAGAAAAAAACAAACCACAUGAAAAACAUCAAGGAAGUAAUCCUCUAUCUAAUUGACUUUAUAAAAAAAGCAGUUCACAUUGACCUAUGAGAGCUCUAUUUUGAUGCUUCAAGUUUAGCAUUUUGGUAUCAUGCUUUUUUGGAGCUAGAAUUGACCAUAUCUGUAUAGAAGAAGGUAAAGGGGCUAGGUGCGAUGAUGCAAGGUACUGUUGGCCUAGCAAAUGCUAAGUCACCAGCUAAUGCUAUUGCUAUCCAGGUUAGCAAAGUGCAUCUGUAUUUGUUAACUUUAAUAUUCAUUGGGAUGCUAAUCUAUAUAUAGCAAACGGAACAUCGGUAUAAAACAGCUGACUGUGGUGUCUGAAACAGAGCGCUUAACCGGAGAAAAAGUUGUGGCAUACAGUAAAUGCCAGAUAUACCCCUUUAUGUCUGACUGUGUUUGGCCAGGACUCUCUGGGGUAAGAGAAUAUUGUUCUCGAUGAGACCUAUGGUCAAAUAAAAGUAACAUUUAAAAAAAUUACAACAUAAGGAAUAUCUGCCGCCCUUGGUCCAACCAUACCAAUCUUAAAACUUUGCAUUCAUUUUGAUCACAAUUCCCUUUUAUGGCCCCGCUCCUGGCCGAAUUUAGUGUUGCGACUUGUGUGACCCCAUUGCAAGGUAUUAUCAAGUUUUCUUAUAGACUUCUUUGACAAUCUUACUUUGUUUGCAAGCAUUAUAGUCACUUCCUGCUGGCCUUAAGAAAGAAUGGGGACUUCAGCAUUGGCUGUACUUUUCAGACCCAAUAAACUUGCCCCUCGGGUAAAUUCAGUGUAAACUGGGAAAGGUUUGGCUAUGUGCGUUUGCAUGUGUGUGUGUGUUUGUGUGUGUAUGGUGGAGGUCCACUGGCUCUUCCUCUUCUGAGCUCCACACCACAGACCACAGUCCACCAGCGAAUGAACAGCAUCUCUCUGCACGGCUUCACAAACCUUUUGCAGGAAGGAAAGAUGAAGCUCUUGGUAUGGCUUGGUGCGCUCCUCUGCCUCUUUGCCUGUCAUCUCAGUGAGGCCAGAGUCAUCCCUGAAGGAGUGCCAUAUGAAGAACCACCAGCCAUUCCCUACUGGCCCUACUCCACCUCUGACUUCUGGAACUACAUUGAAUACUUCAGAUCUAUCGGCGCCUACAACCACAUCAACGAAAUGGCCCGGGCCUUCUUUGCCCACCAGCACCUCGGAGACACCCUGGGAUAUGAGACCAAUGAGGGCCAUGAACACUGAGCUGAAACAACAGGAUUUGGAGGAAGGGGGCAGAAAGGGGACUCUGGAGAUAUCCUAAGUUAAUAGUAACAGACGUCAGAGAAGGAGAAUUAGUAAUAUUGCCAAAUUAACAAUUAAAUGAAGUGAAUAGUUAAUUGUUUUUCUCAAGUAUAUCACUCUUGAUAGUGUAGACAAGAAAUAAUCCAAGUGUAGAGUAUAGAUCUUUUGUAGCAGUGUAUGUUAUCUUUAUAAUGAAUACAAAAUUAAUUAAACUGUUCAAAUACGUAAUGAUGUCUAUUAAAUGAUUUAUAAAGUUA